AUGAGCCACAUACCUUCAAGAUACACCAGAAAUGGAGAAAGCCAACAACAACCUUCGGAGCGACAGCGCUACUAUCAUUCUUCUCAGGGUGCCCAGAGUAGCAUAUACGCCUCUACCCUGCCAGAAUUUGAGAAAGAGAAGCAUACCGCUCCAAUUUCUGCGUCAAUCGAUCUAGGGAAGGUCGAAAAACAACCUUGGGAAGGAUACCUGAAUGACACGCCACUGCCUGAGUCGAAGACACAGGACCACUAUCUUCGUAAUCUUCGACAUCGGCUCUUUACCGUUUACCACAUAAUUUUCGGCGUGGUAUUUGUCGUGAACAUGUCGAUCUUUAUCGUCACUUGUGUUCGCGGCGCAACUAUUCCUAAGCAAGUUGGUGAAAUCACCACAGCGAACCUUUUCACUUCGGUUCUCAUGCGCCAAGACUACGUCAUCAACGCCUUUUUCGCAGUGUUUUGCCAUUACAUUCCACAAUCAUGGCCACUGUCAAUUCGUCAACUGUGUGCACGAGUUUAUCACCUUGGUGACAUUCAUUCUGGCUGCGGUGUUUCUGGGACCAUCUGGCUCAUGCUCUUCGUGGGGAAAGCAACACUUGAAAAGACCCUUGGUCCUACUCAGCCAAGUCACAUUCUCAACUUUCCUGAUGUGGACGCUCAACUUAAGAUUCAGUACUACAGGUUUCGAUAG
Marasmius oreades (fairy-ring Marasmius) is the source of this 687-nucleotide messenger RNA. RefSeq lists its product as uncharacterized. The coding region runs from base 1 to 687 and encodes 228 amino acids. The record is from RefSeq and is a predicted model, not a curated record. The transcript is spliced from 3 exons. NCBI's taxonomy places the organism in Eukaryota, Fungi, Basidiomycota, Agaricomycetes, Agaricales, Marasmiaceae.